AUGACCACUGACCGAUCCACCUGCACUCUAGAAUAUGCAUUCAAGGCCAUCACAUCGGCCAACAUCACCUCAAUCGGCGUGAGAGGGAAAGACUGUGCUGUGGUGCUGUCGCAGAAGAAAGUUGCUGACAAACUGAUCGACCCGUCCUCCGUUUCACAUGUCUUCAAGAUCUCGCCCUCCGUGGGCAGUGUCAUGACCGGCUCCAUAGCAGAUGCUCGUGCAUCUGUUGACCGUGCUCGUGGAGAAGCUGCUGAAUUCCGGUACAAGUUCGGCUACGAGAUGCCGUGCGAUGUUCUUGCAAAGCGCCUGGCCAAUAUCAACCAGGUGUACACACAACGAGCUUACAUGCGACCACUCGGCGUGGCCACGACCCUGAUCUCGGUUGAUGACGAGCAGGGCCCGCAGCUCUACAAAUGCGAUCCAGCUGGUUACUACGUCGGGUACAAGGCGACGGCAUCGGGCCCCAAGCAACAGGAGGCAUUGAAUUACCUGGAGAAGAAACUGAAGAACAAAGACCAUGCACCGGGCAGCUGGGAGGAGGUUGUGGAGCUGGGCAUCACGGCCAUGAGCAACGUACUCAGCGUCGACUUCAAGAAGCACGAACUGGAGAUUGGCAUCGUUGGCGGGCCGCGCGCGGAUGGUGCAGAGGGCACCACCACAGAUUUCCGGGCCCUGACAGAGGAGGAGAUCGAUGAGCGGCUGCAGGCCAUAGCGGAGAAGGACUAA
Molecule: messenger RNA, 726 nt
Organism: Penicillium lagena
Lineage: Eukaryota; Fungi; Ascomycota; Eurotiomycetes; Eurotiales; Aspergillaceae
Gene: prs2
Product: proteasome core particle subunit alpha 1
Exons: 3
Coding region: 1-726 (241 amino acids)
Cellular component (GO): proteasome core complex; proteasome core complex, alpha-subunit complex; nucleus
Source: RefSeq, a predicted model, not a curated record